Messenger RNA from Rana temporaria (common frog), 3029 nucleotides. It is a transcript of the gene DHCR24, whose product is annotated as 24-dehydrocholesterol reductase. Gene Ontology annotation, cellular component: cytoplasm; membrane. The transcript is spliced from 10 exons. The coding region runs from base 124 to 1674 and encodes 516 amino acids. Gene Ontology annotation, biological process: steroid metabolic process. Lineage: Eukaryota; Metazoa; Chordata; Amphibia; Anura; Ranidae. The record is from RefSeq and is a predicted model, not a curated record. Gene Ontology annotation, molecular function: Delta24(24-1) sterol reductase activity; FAD binding.
UGUGAUUGGGGGGCGGGACUUAGUUUGACAGCGAGGAGUGGUGUAACACGAGGGGACGGUGACACCGGGUAGGUGAGUAGGAACGCUGCCGGCUGCGGAGUCAGGUCUACUGUCCUCGAAGAAAUGGAUUUGCUGUUGUAUCUGGCCGGCCUGACAGUCCUCUUUCUCCUGUGGAUUAAAGCAAAGGGCUUUGAGUAUGUCAUCGUCCACCACCGAUGGAUCUUCGUCUGCCUCUUCCUCCUUCCUCUGUCUGUUGUCUUUGAUCUGUAUUAUUAUGUCAGAGCCUGGCUGGUGUUUAAGAUGUGCAGCGCUCCAAAGCUCCAUGACCGGCGGGUAAAGGAGAUUCAAGAACAGGUCCGUCAGUGGAAAGCCGAUGGAGCAAAGAAGUUCAUGUGUACCGGGAGGCCGGGUUGGCUGACCGUAUCGCUGAGGGUGGGGAAGUACAAGAACACGCAUAAGAAUAUCAUGAUCAACCUUAUGGAUAUCUUAGAGGUGGACACCAAGAAACAGGUUGUUCGUGUGGAACCAUUGGUGAACAUGGGUCAGGUGACUGCCUUGCUGAAUUCUAUUGGCUGGACCCUUCCUGUACUGCCAGAACUUGAUGACUUGACUGUUGGUGGUCUUAUUAUGGGAACUGGCAUUGAGUCUUCAUCACAUAACUAUGGGCUUUUCCAACACAUCUGCUUGGCUUAUGAGCUUGUCUUAGCUGACGGAAGCCUUGUCCGUUGUACGCCAACUGAGAACUCUGAUCUCUUCUAUGCCGUGCCAUGGUCCUGUGGGACUCUGGGAUUCUUGGUAGCUGCUGAGAUAAAGAUUGUCCCAUUCAAAAAGUAUGUGAAGCUGAAUUAUACGCCAGUAAGGGGCCUGGAGAAGAUCUGUGAGAAGUUUUCCAGAGAGUCUCAGAAGAAAGAGAACUACUUUGUGGAAGGUUUGGUUUACUCUGCAGAUGAGGCCGUCAUUAUGACUGGGGUCUUGACUGAUGAUGCUGAGCCAGGCCAGGUGAAUAGAAUCGGAAACUAUUGGAAACCCUGGUUCUUCCGCCAUGUGGAAUCUUUCCUAAAGAAAAACCAAAGUGGAACAGAGUACAUACCCCUAAGACAUUACUAUCACAGACACACACGGAGCAUUUUCUGGGAGCUGCAGGAUAUUAUUCCUUUUGGUAAUCACCCAGUGUUCCGUUACCUGUUUGGUUGGAUGGUUCCACCAAAGAUUUCCUUGUUGAAGCUCACACAGGGAGAAACUAUCCGGAAGUUGUAUGAGCAGCAUCACGUGGUGCAGGAUAUGCUUGUACCAAUGAAAUGUCUACAGAAGUCCAUUGAAGCUUUCCAGAAUGAGAUCAAGGUGUACCCACUUUGGCUUUGUCCUUUCAUCCUACCCAGCAAUCCUGGCAUGGUGCAUCCCAAGGGCAACGAGGCAGAGUUGUAUGUAGAUAUUGGCGCAUAUGGGGAACCAAACACCAAACACUUCGAUGCCAAAGCCUCUAUGCGACACUUGGAGAAGUUUGUCCGAGACGUUCAUGGCUUUCAGAUGCUCUACGCAGACUGUUAUAUGAGCCGUGAGGAAUUCUGGGAAAUGUUUGAUGGAUCCCUGUACCGCAAACUGCGGGACAAACUAAACUGCAAGAACGCAUUCCCAGAGGUGUACGACAAGAUUUGCAAAGCUGCUCGCCACUGAGAAGAAUUCUUUUAUUUUUUUCUCAUCAUUUCAUGUGAUUUGUAAAAUCGGACUUAUUUCUCCCUGUUAAUCUGCAGAAGACAUGAAGUCACUUACUGUAGCUGCCAACUGUGUUGACAUUUGGAAGCAGCUGUAUUUAAUGGUAACCGUCCCGUGUGUGAGCUUAAAUGUGUAAAGCGUCACAAUGAAAAGAAACCUUUAGGGCCCAUUUACUGUACAUCUAUGCGUGCGUAGAGGUGCUUUUUUGUGUCUUUUGAUGCGUUAUCAACAGGCUUUGAUGUGCGUUUCCAAUGCGUUUUUCAUUUUAAAGAUUUGAAGAAGAUACAGUUAACAGCCAUUGACCAAGGCUUGUUAGUUCCUCUUGCCAAUGCAUCCAAAUGCAUGUUUCAUGUGUUUUUUAUGCAUUCCUCUUGACUUCUAUGGGCCUCCCAAUGCACUCAAAUGCAGUGGGGAAAAUGGACAUUAUUAUUGGAAUUAUAUAAUGGACUUUAAAAAUGCACUGCAUGGCAGAGAUGGAAAUGGGCAAUUUUUUUACUUUAACACAUUCAUUUUAGCGGGUGUGUUAAAACACAACAGUGUAUAUGGGCCUUUAUUCUGCUUCAGCUUAACGGGACAGCAGUUUCGGGACGGCAGUUUCUGGACAGUAGUACCUGAGUAUUGUUGCUGACCAUGUCCAUCCCUUUUUCUGGACAGCAGUUUCUGGACAGCAGUAUGGCAUCUCCAAAUGGUAGGAUAUAUUCCAAUCCCUGGAUAUAAAAGGUUCCCCUUUAAUUCAUUUAUAAUUGUUUAAACUGUCUGGGAUGUUUUGAGCUUUUUCUAUCCAUAAUAAAAAAAAAUAAUUGUAAUCUAUUUAAUAAAAAACGCCCAGAUCUGUUCAGGUCAAACUGUAAUUUAAAUUAAGUUAUUCUGUUUUUUGAGUUAAGAACUUAAAGCAGAGCUCCACCCAAAAGGGGAAGCUCUGCUUGUUUGCUCCCCCCUGACGUCCCCGUCCGUCCCUGUGCCACAUUUUUUUCCCCCUCCAAGCUGGAACUCUUCUUUAAACAGUCUUAAUAUAAUGACCUUGAUAUACAACUGAACUUGAAAACUGUGCCUUCUGUCCCUUGCAGCCGGAGCCCAAGGAAGAUGUUGGUUCUAAUCUAGAAAUCAACUAAACCGUAUGAUUUUACCUUCUUUUACUGACCACUCAGGCCAAGGUCUGGACCUUGACAUUGUUCUUGAAAAUGGGGUCUUUGCAAGCCUAAAUGUGAGGUUGUUUUGUUUUGUAUGUAAACCAAAUGAAGGCAAUGUUUGUAUAUUUGAACAAAGUGCCAAUGCAUUCAAUGCUUUAAUUAAAUAAUCUUGUGUAUUUAAAGGAG